ACCAUUACCUCUCGCGUACAAGCAGUUUGGUAACUCCAAUCAGCCUCAGUAUGUUUUUGGACUGUGGGGGAAACCGGAGUACCCAGAGGAAACCCAAUUACGACACAGGAGAACAUGCAAACUCCACACACAUGGAACCAUGGCAGAGGCUCAAACCCAGGUCCCAACGGUAUGAGACAAUAGUGCUAACAACCGUGACACCAUGCCUCGGAGUGGCUCUUUUGAUAGCGAGUGGCACUGAGGACAGCUUCUUAUAGUCACUAAUGUUACUAAUGUGUCUUUGUCACUACUGUGCUGCCCAAGGUGUCCCAGCCUUUUAUGACCCUGCAUUAGACGUGACUUCAUGGAACUUUUUUUUACGUUGUCAACGUGCCACACAAAUGCCCACUAUUUUAUUCAAAAGCUGCGUGUGUCGUUUUGAACAUAAGUAUUUGAAGAACACAUGACCAAAUAGACAGUCUUUCGAAGGAGCGCUUCAGAAACAGCUCCUCUGAAAGCGCGGCUGGGGUGGGAGCUGACGCUCAGCUGUAUAAAAAGUUUCCAGCGAACCUCUUCCAUUGCUUUCGGAGCAGCUCUUCGAGGCCCGGGCUGUUAUGAAACUCCCGAACAGGGGUUUUGUAACGCGGCUCCCGGCCAAUGGAGACCCGCCGUCGCGGCCACGUCACGUCACUUUAUAUACCGGAGGGGUGGCAGUGCGGAUCCGUGCAUGGCGUUCAGGAAUGCUGCCCUGACAGCAAUCCUCCGACAAAAAAGCCUGCACGGCUUUUGCAGUAUGACAGCCCCGGUCCCGAAUGCCGGCUUCUUCAUAGCACCCGUUUUAGCUCCGGACUCCGAGUGGGACGGGGGUGACGCUCAUCAUCAUCCGACACUCAUACUCCAAAGAGUCGAUGCCCUCCUCAAGGAGACGCUGGACGUCUUCUCCAUGGCAUUCAGCGACGGAUCAGUGCGGCCGGAGCGGCUGGCCGCUUUGGUAGACUGCAUCCUGCGGAACUUCAGCAAGAAGCCCGUAGAGGCACCGGCGCAGGAAGCGGUCACCGACCUCGAUCCGUUCAGCUGCCCCGGCUGCCGCGACUUUCUCGGCGAGCCCGUGACGGUGGCAUGUGGACACUCCUUCUGUAAGCGCUGCUUGGACCAGGAGCUUUUUAGCAAGUGCAAAGCGUGCGGUCAGAAGCUGUCGGAGGAGCCGAAGCCAAAUGUGAUUCUAAACGGCGUGCUUCGAAAGUGGUUUCCCGAAGACAUGGAGAGAUACAGAUGUGUGAGAGAGGUGGAAGAUCUGACCAGGAGGAAACGGUUCCGAGGAGCUCUGACGCUCGUCAAUAAGUUGUUAAAGUCAGACCCCAGCGACGUGGUGGCACUGGCCUGUAGGGCUGAGGUCUACGAGGGUCUGAAGCAGUACCCCCUGGCUCUGGAGGAUGUGGCGGUGGUGGUGCUGAGGUCGGCAGGCUGGACCCAGGGUUACUUCCAGAAGGCUCGAAUCCUGCAGGAGAUGGGUCAGGUGGACGACUCCCUGCAGGUGUUCCUACACUGCCUCCUGCUGGAUGCUGAUUUCAUGCCAGCUAGGAGGAAAGUGGCGGAGAUCCUGUGUGAUCGACUGUCCCCGUCUUGCUGUGACAUGGAGGCCAGCCUUCACCAGGCCACUGUGAGUGUGCUCCCUUACACACGUGCCAAGGCCCUGGUGCGCACCGCCCAUGGUGAGGCCGCUGUUGAACAGCAUGCAGAGGGAACAGAGCAGCCCGCCCUAAAGCGAGCCCAGUCCAUGUGGGCAGGCAGUGGAGGCCCUGGGGCUCCAGACGGCCUAAAGCGGGUUCGGUCAGCUCCCCAGCUGGGAGACCAGGACAAGGGGACCCAACUGAAGCGGAAGCUGUUGGCCUCUGACAGUGGACACACCCCCAUCCCCCAGGAGGGCAACAUGCACCAGAAUAAAGAAGGGUCCGUCCCCCACAGAGCAGUCCCUGUUCACCUGGUCGAGGCCUCCGACUUUGAGUGCUCGCUCUGCAUGAGGCUGUUCUACAGACCAGUGUCCACGCCCUGUGGCCACACCUUCUGCAGGAGCUGCCUGGAGCGAUGCCUGGACCACACCCCCCAGUGCCCCCUGUGUAAGCAUAGCCUGAAGCAGUACCUGGCAUCCAGGAAAUACCCGCUGACACAGCUGCUGGAUGAUGUCAUCCAGAAAUACCUGCCUGUGGAGAAGCUGGACAGGCAGAAGCUCCAUGCGGAGGAGACCCAGGAGCUUUCCGACCUCACCCGGAGUGUCCCGGUGUUCGUGUGCACGGUGGCGUACCCCACGGUGCCCUGCCCCCUGCAUGUGUUCGAGCCACGCUACCGCCUCAUGGUCCGACGCUGCAUGGAGACCGGAACCCGCCAGUUUGCCAUGUGCCUCAACGACGCCCAGAAAGGCUAUGUUGACUACGGCUGCAUGCUGCACAUCCGCAGCGUCCACUUUCUGCCGGACGGCCGUUCGGUGGUGGACGCGGUGGGCAGGAGUCGCUUCCGUGUGCUCAGCCGCAGCAUGAGGGACGGCUACUGCAUUGCUGACAUCAAGUACUUGGAGGAUGUCAAGGUCCAAAAUGGCCCGGAGCUGUCCGAGCUGCAGGUGCUGCAUGACCAGGUGUAUGAGCAGGCUCAGGCUUGGUUCCAGAACCUGAAUAACCACUUCCAGCGUCAGAUCCUGCAGCAUUUCGGACCCAUGCCGGAACGGGAGCCUAACAUCCAGGCCACGGCGGACGGGCCGGCCUGCUGCUGGUGGCUGCUGGCAGUGCUGCCCGUGGACCCACGCUACCAGUUAUCCAUGCUGUCCCUGCUGUCUCUUCGAGAGCGAUUGCUCAAAAUCCAGCACAUCCUCACCUACCUACAGAGCAUGCCUGGAGACUAGCCCCGCCCCCAGGUUCUGGCACUGCCCCCUCAGGCCUGGGCUUCUGUCAGUGUGCGUGUGGGGUGUGUGAGUCCUAGUGAUGGGCAAAUGAAGCUUCAUAAACCACUUUCUGUAUUUUUUGGCUACUCUAGAUGGAACUCUUAGGUUUGCUUUGGGGCAUGAAUUGAGCCCUUUUUUAAAUAGAGACCACCAUCUAGUGGUGUCAGAAAAUACAGCAAUUGGUUCAUGAAGAAUCAGUUGGCCAUCAUUAGCGAGUCCCAUAACAUACUCCAUAACAUGAACCAGCAGUCAUCUCUGGGCAUCGUCAGGGAGGUGUCCAUCCACAGGGGGUUCCACUCUCUCUGCAUGACCCAUUGGACUGGACUCGCCGCUGCACUUGGACAUCCACGCCGGGUCAAACUCAAGCUUUAAUUUAUUGCUGAUUCCUCUGUGCUUGGCCAAGAUGAAUUUUCUAGAAGAACUUUUCCGGAUGGUGGGUGUCUGUGAGCCACAUGCCCUUCCCAGAGUCCCACUGUGUGUAUCUGUAAUAAUGGGCUCCGCUCUGCGUGGAUUGUUUAUAAAUUGCUUUUGCACAGAUUUUCAUCGUAGCUUUUUAAUUGAGCAUUUAUGUUACCAGUUUUUGUUGAUGAAUUAUAAAAACAACCUUUUGUGCCCUGUGUGUUUUUUCUCUGCUUAACUCAAGAGGUAAUAAAUGUAGUUUCCCAUUGCUACCAA
Messenger RNA from Paramormyrops kingsleyae, 3586 nucleotides. RefSeq names its product LON peptidase N-terminal domain and RING finger protein 1-like. The record is from RefSeq and is a predicted model, not a curated record. Gene Ontology annotation, molecular function: ubiquitin protein ligase activity; protein binding. Lineage: Eukaryota; Metazoa; Chordata; Actinopteri; Osteoglossiformes; Mormyridae.